Messenger RNA from Octopus sinensis (East Asian common octopus), 1330 nucleotides. RefSeq names its product zinc carboxypeptidase. Lineage: Eukaryota; Metazoa; Mollusca; Cephalopoda; Octopoda; Octopodidae. Gene Ontology annotation, molecular function: metallocarboxypeptidase activity; zinc ion binding. Gene Ontology annotation, biological process: proteolysis. The record is from RefSeq and is a predicted model, not a curated record.
UUGCAACUUCAAUAUUGCCAUUCACCCUAGAAUCACGAACGAGAUCAAAACAUGAAGGUACUUAUCGCAUUCCUUUUCUGCUUAUCAUUAGCAGAAAGUUUUAAUUACACAAAUUAUUACCUGCUAAAGGUCAAGCCUCAAACAUCAGAUGGAUUAGACUUUCUGAAACAACUUGAAACCAAACACCCUUUCGAUUAUGACUUCUGGAUCCCUCCAUCAAAAUUGCAAAAAAAUGCUGAGGUAUUGAUGCCACAGUCGGCUUACAAUUCUAUCAAAGAUCAUAUGAAAAAGAUAGGCGUUAAAGUGAAAGUACUGUCAACAAAUAUCCAGAGUGAAAUUGACAAAGAGAAAGACGCGGACCGGAGUGUUGCAACACCAACCACCGACAAAUUUGUGUUUAUACAUGCGAUCGAGAGAGUGAUUAAGAGCUACGCAGACGGCUUCGAUCACGCGAGCUUGAAAGCCUAUGGAAAUCUCAUGAAGGGCGAAACCUUUACGCCAUCAAGUUUUCUACCGGCCCUGGAAAGAAGUCCAUUAUCGUUGAAGCAGGAAUACAUGGCCGCGAUUGGAUCUAUUGCAUCAACUUUGAAAGUCAUUGAACACAUGGCAAAAAAAUACAAAACCGACCAAGAUGUCCAGAUAAUGGUGAACAAUUUCGAUUGGGUGUUCAUUCCCGUUGCAAAUCCUGAUGGUUACCACGUGACAUAUUCGCAAGAUAGACUGUUUAAGAAGAAUAUGAAACGUGAUCCUAGUGGUACUCGCUGCGUCGGAGUAGACUUGAACAGGAAUUUCAACGCUGAGUGGGGAAAAGAAGGGUCCAUUUCAGAUCCAUGCAAUCGUGCAUAUUGUGGCCGAAGGGCUUUCUCGGAACCGGAAACCGUAGCCCUUUCGAAACUCGUUCGAUCCACCCGCAAUAAAUUGGCAUAUUUCUCUGUCCACGCUUACUCCCAGUAUCUACUUGUUCCUUAUGCAAGUAAAAGCAAGAAACCAGAAAACUACCAACACUUGAUGGACGUGGCUGAAAAAGUUAAACAAGCAAUUUACGAAGACAGCGGAAGCAGAUAUUUUGUGGGCACACCUCCUGAUGUCUUUUAUCCUUUCACAGGGAGCUCCUUCGACUGGGCCAAAAUGGUAAUGGGCAUCAAGUACGCUUACAAUUUGAAGAUGGGCCCACCGUCUUUCAACGGCAAGGGUUUCAUUGUACCAGAAUCCGAGAUAGAGGCAAACUACCUGGAACUUUACACUACCCUCAAAACUUUUUCUGAUCACUUAGAGAAAUAAAAAAAAGGUUUUAUUUAAUAAAGAAAUGAAUUUAUGCUGAAACAUAAAA